Molecule: messenger RNA, 915 nt
Organism: Synchytrium microbalum
Lineage: Eukaryota; Fungi; Chytridiomycota; Chytridiomycetes; Synchytriales; Synchytriaceae
Exons: 6
Coding region: 1-915 (304 amino acids)
Molecular function (GO): serine-type endopeptidase activity; protein binding
Source: RefSeq, a predicted model, not a curated record
AUGCAGUCAGGAGGAGUCUCAGGAUUUUACAACUCACCAGUCACAAAGGCCACUGUACUAUGUGUCGCACUCAAUUCUAUCUGUGCAAGCAUCUUCCAGGCUAGACCGAUGCUGCAUUUGCAGAUCGUUCCUCAUAUAUCACAACACCAUCAACUCUGGAGGCUGGUCUCAACUCAUGUCGCUUUUGCAAACUCGUCUGAAAUCUUGUUUGGGGGACUUCUCAUGUACCAUAUGCGCCUAAUCGAACGUCACUGGGGCUCCCGCAAAUUCGCAUCAUAUGUCGUCCUGUCAUCCGUCAUAUCAACUGUUUUGGACGUGACAUGUCUCUUACUUGGCAACUCUUUUGGAUUAACUCGUAUCGCUGCUGGCCCAUGGUCAUGUCUAUACGCGCUGCUAUACAAUUACGUGUCCUCGAUACCAAUAACGUACAAGUUCAAACUCAUGGGAGUCACACUGAACGACAAGAUGUUUGUUUACUUGCUUGCUGCUCAACUGUUACUCGGAUCGUACCCGUAUUCAGUCAUACCGAGCGCUUGUGGAUGGGUUACUGGGAUCUUGCUCCAGAGUGAUGUCGCUUCUGUGUAUUUGAAAAAGUGGAGGAUUCCAAAAGGAAUAUGGAAUGUAAUAGACGCAUACUUUUUGAAAUUCAUAGAGUCUUCAGCUCCAAUGAGGCGAAGCACAAGAUCGGCCGAUGGUUAUGCUGUGGAUCCACAGAUAGCUCGACCUGCUACUGGCGGUAUGCAAACAAAUAGAGCAGUUCCUGCUGUCCCUGCAGCACGACCACGAGCAGCACCUUCAGAAGGAAACAUAAAUCUACUGAUAGGAAUGGGAUUUGACCGAGAACGAGUUGUUACUGCCCUACAAGCAACAAAUGACGAUCCUAAUGCUGCAACCGAGAGACUAUUGGGAGCUUGA